UGGUGAUGCAGAGUGAGAAGGAGAUGACGAUAGUUUUUUGGUUUCGUUAUUCUGGGAGGAGGGUGUUGUGGUGUGCUGUGUGUCCUCGUGAUCCGUGCACAGUCUACGUGAUAUCCAAAGCAGCAGAAGACUCUGUUAAAAUAAGACUUCAGCAAAACAACAACAACAGGAAGAGCAGAAGCAACAACAAUAAAUACCCACUUCCCAUCUCUUUCUGUUAACUAAUGAAGCCCUCUCUCUCUCUUCCUCUUUCUCUCUCUUUUCUUGCUCAGUUCGCAUCAAUCAUUCACUCAUAGUAUUUAUUGCAACCCACAUUCGCUUCGUUCCUUUUCCCUAAAAGAAGAGCAAGAGAUUUCUCGUAUUGGUUUAUCACAGUGGAGAAAUUGGUUAGAAAGGGCUGCUGCUCAGACACAAAUCAUCAAGGAAUUCAAAGUUUCAACAAAAAUCAUGUAUUGCAAAGGCCUCUGAGUACACAAGGAACUGUCUAUGCCGUCCAAGAAUAUGGCUUUGGAUAUAAUGGGGAAAUUUUUGUGACCAGAAUGGAUCCUCAGGCUUUUAUUAGGCUGUCAAUAAGCUCACUGGGAUUGAGGAUUCCCGGAACAGCGUUGAAGUCUGAAAAAUCUGGGAUUCAUGCAUUCUCUUCUCCAUAUUCGUGUGAAAUUCGUCUCCGAGGAUUCCCUAUGCAGACAGCGUCAGUCCCCUUAGUAUCCUCUUCUGAAGCUACACUUGAUUCUCAUACCAUUGCCUCAAGUUUUUACCUUGAAGAAUCAGAUAUUAAAGCGUUGCUGGAACCUGGGUGUUUCUACAGUCCUCAUGCCUUUCUGGAGAUUGCUAUUUUCACAGGGAAGAAGGGGUCCCACUGUGGUGUAGGGGUCAAAAGGCAGCAAAUUGGGACAUAUAAACUGGAGGUUGGUCCUGAAUGGGGGGAAGGAAAGCCAGUGGUUCUCUUUAGUGGGUGGAUAGGUAUUGGAAAAAACAAGCAGGAGGGUGGAAAAUUGAGCGCCGAGCUUCAUUUGAGAGUAAGAUUAGAUCCUGAUCCAAGAUAUGUAUUCCAGUUUGACGAUGUCACAAAACUGAGUCCUCAGGUUGUGCAGCUUCAAGGCUCCAUUAAGCAGCCUAUUUUCAGUUGCAAGUUCAUCCGAGACAGGGUUCCCCAUGCUGAUCCAUUGAGCACUUACUGGUCAGGUUCUGCUAACAAUCCUGAUCUCGAAUCAGAGAGAAGAGAGAGAAAGGGAUGGAAGGUGACCAUACAUGAUCUAUCUGGCUCGGCUGUUGCAGCAGCCUUUAUAACAACUCCAUUUGUUCCAUCAACAGGUUGUGAUUGGGUUGCAAGGUCCAACCCAGGAGCUUGGAUGAUUGUUAGUCCUGAUCCUUGCAGGCCUGACAGUUGGCAGCCAUGGGGAAAGCUUGAGGCAUGGCGUGAGCGUGGCAUUAGAGACUCCGUUUGCUGCCGAUUUCGCCUUCUUUCUGAAUGCCAGGAGGCAGUGGAGCUCCUCCAGUCUGAAAUCCGCAUCAAUGCUGAAAAGGGUGGGGAGUUUUUCAUAGACACAGACAAACAGAUGCGAGCAGCAGCGGAGGCGGCAGCCGCCAGUCCAAUACCAAGCCCACAAAGUAGUGGAGACUUUGCAGGUUUAGGUCCAGUUGUAGGUGGUUUUGUCAUGAGCUGUAGAGUGCAAGGGGAAGGAAAGAGCAGCAAGCCAUUGGUACAACUAGCCAUGAGGCAUGUUACGUGCGUGGAGGACGCCGCCAUCUUCAUGGCUCUUGCAGCUGCAGUUGAUCUCAGCAUUGAGGCAUGUAGGCCCUUCCGCCGGAAGUUCAGGAAACCAUCCUUCCAUUCUUUAUGAAAAUUAAGAAAAUUCGAGUUAAAGAAUGGAGGUGAUUAGCAUCCAUGCACCCAAAACAGCUAUGUUUUUCUUGAUUGCUGUAACAUCUGGGGUUGUGUACAGGAAACUGUUGUUUACAACUCUCUCAAAACUUUCUAAUGGUAGCAUUAAGCCAAAGUGACGUCAUUAUACAUCGUUUGGAAAGUAGUUUCUCAUGGUGUCAGGAACUUUCUAAUUUUAUAAAUACUAGCAAGUUGAUUAGAGCUUGACUGCC
Molecule: messenger RNA, 2097 nt
Organism: Prunus mume (Japanese apricot)
Lineage: Eukaryota; Viridiplantae; Streptophyta; Magnoliopsida; Rosales; Rosaceae
Source: RefSeq, a predicted model, not a curated record